Parnassius mnemosyne (clouded apollo) is the source of this 1872-nucleotide messenger RNA. Lineage: Eukaryota; Metazoa; Arthropoda; Insecta; Lepidoptera; Papilionidae. The record is from the annotation of a GenBank genome assembly.
AUGAGGCAUGAUCACCUGGCGCCAUUAUUGGCAGUGGCACUAUGGCUUGUUAUCGUGCUCCCAACAAACACACAGUUAGUCAACCCAGUAUCAUCAUUCCUCAAUUUUCUCCAGGAAGGCUCUAACCAUCUGGAUAAUGAACCUUUAGAUCAGAUUAAUAUGCUCUCAGAAUACGACUUUGUUAUCGUUGGCGCUGGUACUGCCGGUUGCGUACUAGCCAAUCGUCUAACAGAGAUACCUGACUGGAAAGUUCUCCUGGUGGAAGCAGGAAACAAUGAAAAUUUUGUAAUGGACAUUCCAUUACUGGCAAAUUAUCUUCAAUUCACAUCUGCUAACUGGGGUUAUAAAACGAAACCCUCCAGCAAGUAUUGUGCGGGUUUUGAAAACCAACAAUGCAACUGGCCACGUGGAAAAGUCGUCGGAGGAUCGAGUGUCUUAAAUUAUAUGAUUUACACGAGAGGUGCACCACACGAUUAUAACUUUUGGAAAGAAAUGGGAAAUGAAGGUUGGGCAUGGGAUGAUGUUUUGCCAUAUUUCAAAAAAGUCGAAAAUUUCAAUAUACCUUCAUUAGAUGAUCCAAAAUAUCAUGGACACGAAGGAUACUUAAAUGUCGAAUAUUCACCUUAUCGUACAACGAAGUCUAAGGCUUGGGUCAAAGCAGCACAAGAAAUGGGAUUCAAAUACACAGAUUAUAACGGUGUCAGCCCAUCUGGAACUUCAUUUCUGCAGUUAUCUAUGAAAAAUGGCACCCGACAUAGUUCAAGUAGAGCUUACUUACAUCCUAUAAACAAAAGAAAAAAUCUUCAUUUAUCAAAAGGAACCAUGGUUACAAAACUUAUAUUUGACAGAACAAAAACCAAAGUUAUAGGAGUGGAAAUAGAAAAAAGAAACAGAAAAUAUAAAAUUUUAGCUAAAAAAGAGGUCAUAUUAUCCGCUGGAGCAAUUAAUUCUCCUCAGUUGUUAAUGUUAUCAGGAAUCGGGCCCAAAAGCCAUUUAGAGGCUAUGAAUAUACCAGUAGUAAAGGAUUUACCAGUUGGAUAUAACUUGAUGGAUCAUAUAGCUGCUGGUGGUUUGCAGUUCAUGGUACAUAGGCAAAACAUGAGUCUUAAUACAGAAUAUUUAUUAAACCACCUAGAAUUAGUAUUUAAAUGGAUGAGAACACAUAAAGGGCCACUAUCUAUACCUGGUGGAUGUGAAGCUCUUAUAUUUAUGGAUUUAAAGGAUAAAUUCAACAUCACGGGGUGGCCUGAUAUGGAACUGUUAUUUAUUAGCGGAGGAUUAAACGCUGAUCCUUUACUGCGAAGGAAUUUUGGUUUCGACGAACAGAUUUACAUGGAUACGUACUCCUCAUUGGAAAAACAAGACGUUUUUAUGGUUUUCCCAAUGUUAAUGCGUCCAAAAUCUAAAGGUAGAGUAAUGUUAUCAAGCAGGAACCCUAAAGUGCAUCCAACUUUAAUACCAAACUAUUUUGAAUAUCCCGAGGAUUUGCAGAAAAUAGUCGAAGGCAUCAAAGUAGCUAUUCAAAUAUCAAGACAGCCGGCCAUGAGAAAAUUGGGCGCAAAAUUGUAUGACGUGCCAAUAGAAGACUGCUUAAAAUAUGGGCCAUUCGGUAGUGACGCAUAUUUUGCUUGCCAAGCCCAAAUGUUUACGUUCACAAUUUACCAUCAAAGUGGUACUUGUAAAAUGGGAGUAAAGGCUGAUCCUUCUAGUGUCGUUGAUCCAAGACUACGAGUUCAUGGUGUAGCAAAACUAAGGGUAAUUGAUGCUAGUAUUAUGCCUGAAAUUGUGUCGAGCCACACAAAUGCCCCAGUCUUCAUGAUAGCAGAAAAAGGAGCAGACAUGAUCAAAGAAGAUUGGGAAAGGCUAAGAUGA